AUGUGGUUCCUCGGGGAGACGCACACCGCGUCGUACGUCUCCGUGUCCAGGUCCUUCAGGAACCGGCAGGCCGCCCACCCGCUGCCCAGAACCACGACCCGCGGCUUCUCCCCCGGCUUCGUCAUCCCCAGCCCCGGCAGCAUCUCCCUCCUCUCCUUCUCAUCCUCCUCCUCCUCCUCCUCUUCGGCCAUCUUCUCUGCCGACGGGAAGUGAUGGCAGGGGGUGGUGCUUAUAG
Messenger RNA from Spirodela intermedia, 235 nucleotides. Lineage: Eukaryota; Viridiplantae; Streptophyta; Magnoliopsida; Alismatales; Araceae. The record is from the annotation of a GenBank genome assembly.